Messenger RNA from Mesocricetus auratus (golden hamster), 4822 nucleotides. It is a transcript of the gene Slc35d4, whose product is annotated as transmembrane protein 241. Lineage: Eukaryota; Metazoa; Chordata; Mammalia; Rodentia; Cricetidae. Gene Ontology annotation, molecular function: antiporter activity. Gene Ontology annotation, cellular component: Golgi apparatus. Bases 87 to 1139 code for a protein of 350 amino acids. The record is from RefSeq and is a predicted model, not a curated record. The transcript is spliced from 16 exons.
CUCGUGGCAGGCGGCGGAGACCGUGGCGGCGGGGUGGGCUCCGGGCGGUGGCGCCACCGUACCCGAGAAGCUGAGAGCCUUGACAGAUGAACGGGAGGCGGUCCCUGCUCGGCCUCACCUUCUGCACCUGCUACCUGGCUUCUCACCUCACGAACAAGUAUGUCCUGUCUGUCCUGAAAUUUACGUACCCUACAUUAUUCCAAGGGUGGCAGACACUCAUCGGUGGACUUUUGCUUCAUGCGUCAUGGAAGCUAGGCUGGGUGGAGAUCAACAGCAGUUUAAGAUCUCAUGUUUUGGCCUGGCUUCCUGCUUCAGUGCUGUUCGUGGGUAUAAUCUACGCAGGGUCCAGAGCUUUGUCCAGACUGGCUGUUCCUGUGUUUUUCAUUUUGCAUAAUGUAGCUGAAGUUCUCAUCUGCGGGUACCAGAAGUGUGUCGGGAAGGAGAAAACAUCACCCACAAAGAUCUGUAGUGCCCUCUUCCUCGUGGCUGCUGCAGGGUGCCUUCCCUUUCAGGAUGCGCAGUUUGAUCCAGAUGGAUAUUUUUGGGCCGUAGUUCACUUAUUUUGUGUAGGGGCUUACAAAAUACUUCGGAAAUCCCAGAAGCCCAGCGUGUUAAGUGACAUUGACCAGCAGUACUUAAACUACAUAUUCAGUGUGGCACUCCUGGCAUUGGCAUCGCAUCCCACAGGUGACCUCUUCAGUGCCCUGGACUUUCCAUUCCUGUAUUUCUACAGAUUCCACGGCAGCUGCUGUGCCAGCGGAGCUUUAGGCUUCUUUCUCACGCUCAGCACAGUAAAGCUGAAAAGCAUUCUGGCCCCAGGGCAGUGUGCAGCCUGGAUUUUCUUUGCGAAGGUCAUCACUGCUGGCUUGUCACUGUUGCUGUUUGAUGUGAUCCUGACCAGUGCAACUGUGGGAUGGCUUCCUGAAAAAUCACAUUUAGUCUCUGUGGAAAACAUGAAAGCACCCUCUACGCACCCUGGGACGGGUGAGUUUGCGCACCUUUUUGGGUGCCUCACGAAGACCAGUCUGUGGCGGCAUGAGAACUCCAGGGACCAUUCAGAGGAAGUGUGCAAAACCAAAUGCUUACAGUGCCCAGAGAGCUGUGGAAAUCACCCAACUGCAAAAGACGGUAUGUUCUAAACUUGCUUUAACAUGCCUGUACUGAGAGGAAAAACAUAAAGGAAUAAAAGAGAAUCUGAAGAUGAACCCACAGGAUCUGUGGAACCUCACUGCUGGCUGACUCACCGAGAGCCGGUCCUGCUUCCCAUCUGUGACUGAACAGAAAUGGACCCCCACUAUGUCCUCCAGAAUCACCACAGCCGGGCAGGUACUCUGAGCCACCUCCCAUGAACUCUGAGUUCCCUGAGGUGGAAAUUGCAGCUACCUACGAAGACUAGCCACUGGGGUCAGCAGGCCUGCCAGCUCCACUCCCUGGGCCCACCCCUUGCUGGCUUCAGGGGUCCUUGGCACGGAUUGCCAAGAUGGCUAGGGGAGGGGCAGACUUGUCCCUGUACUCUUUAGAGCAGUUUUGUGGCUAGCACCCGUAAACCUGUGUUGCCAGAACAGCAAGGAGCUGUGGGUUGAAAAGGUGACAGCUAAUGCGAUGUCUCUCUCUAAAGCCCUUCACACACUCAAAGCCUCCCGUUUGAGCUGAAGAUGGUUCCUUUGUUGAACCCGCUGGACCUGGCACCAUUUCAAGCAUCCUUUACAGAAGACCUCAGGGGCUCUCUAGAAGAGUGCCUUUAUGUUUGGAAGGGCUUCCACGUCCUCAGAAGUACUAUUCACUAAGCUCUGCCUGUAGGCGCACUGAGCUCACCUGUGUGAGGUGUGACCCAACUAUCAGUGGGACAUCAACCUCACACCUGGGUAAUCUGAAAGGAAAACAAAAUAAAAAGGGCCCAACCCACAGCCCUCUUCAGUCCAAGCAGGUCAGUGAUCCUUUCUAACACAUGUACUUAGACAGAGAAGGCUGUGUCGGCCUCCACAAAGGGCUGAGAAGAAAGGAUUACAGGGUGUGAAGGAAGACCAGGGCAGGGACUUCACCUCACUCUAAGAUGAAGUGUCCCCUCUCCACAGCACUGGCCUUGGAAAACUGUCCUCUUCUAACUAUGCUGGGUCCCAUCCAAAAAGCCCCUUAUUUGCACGGCAGCAGGUACAACCAAAGGGAAAGUGUGUUGACCUGCGGUGGGAGGGGCGGUUGCUGUUUACCUUUUGAUGAUUCAGAGAUGGUCAGGCGACCCACUCUGACAGAAGCCACGGUACACAAGCCUAGGCAAAGACAGCAGAAGCCAUGCGGCCUUCGCAACAGAUCUGAGAGCACAGCAGGGUUCACUUGCCAUCCUAGUGAGGCAAAAUGCAGUCUUCUCUGGUUGCAUGGACCACGGAUUGUCUGGCUCAUGAGCACCGAGGAGGGCCUAGCUGGGGUUCACCAGAAGCAUAUGGAUGUAGCUUGAGACCCUCUUCACUUUAGGGUUAGCAAGGUUAGCAACAACAGUUGCUGUGGCAGAGCCACUGGAAGAGAAGCAGAGCCCCAUGGCCCAAGCCAGAUCACCUGGUUAGUCCCUUCAAGGCCCUGUCCAGCUCUGUUUCUUUGGAGAUACCUCCAAGGACCAAGUGCCAGGUCAAGGUCUCCACAGAACACUUGCUCUCACAAAAGCAUUUGGUAGGACAGUGUUAUACUUCCUCCAUGAAAUUAGUAACUCCCCCACAGCCUGGAAAUUAUGGCCCUGAGAACGUGUUACCCAUCCAUCUAGUUACUCAGGAAAGCGGCGUGCUCACUGUUAGGGAAUACUGAGACAACUUUGAGAGCACAGUCCAUAUCCACAGUGUAAAAGACAGGUAUGGGCAUCCCCACAGGCCUCCACAGGUCCUUAGCAGAGCCUUGGUGAGGUGUUGGGGCCAGGGGAAGGGGACUACGGAAGCUAUUUGGAAAGGUUGAUUUCCUUCAGACUAGGCUGCAAUCAGCAAGGGACUGAGCACUGUUCCAGAUGAAAAGCCCCCUAAGCCAGCCAGACAAGGGGUCUACAGGCAUCCUGCUGGGUCUGAGAUGACAUGGGAGAGACGAUGCUAGAAAGGACCCUUGUCUAUGUAGAAGCCGGGACCACAGAAGAGGGUGAGCAGGGGCCCCGGUGUUUAGUGAGAAAGAGCAAUGUGCUGAUUAAAUACGAAUCCCCCUCCCGAAGGCUCGUGUGAUGUGCUGUGGGGGUGCUGAUGAGUGGCUCUGUGAACUUUGGGUGUUGGGACCUAGGUGGAGGAAUGGUCCCUGAGGAAGGGCGUGUCCUUGGGGGUUCUAUCAUGUGCUUGACUCCAGACAAGGAGACAAGAGCACAGGACUCUCAGAACAGUCACACAGAGAAAUCACAGCUUAGAGCUGGGAUGAGAGGCCAGUGUUCCCAGACACCACCCCAAACCCAAGGCUGUGCAUGGACAAAUGGAUGGACAGUUAGUUCUACCUGCUGCCGAGUUCAGGCUGAGGGAGCACAGCUCCCUGGGUGACUGUGGAAUCCGGUCAGCAGGUGUCUUUAAGGGGAGCGCACCUGUGGGGAUGGAAAUUCUUAGGGACCUUGUUGCCUUGGGGACUCCUUCUCUGGAUGACGUCACUGGCUUCCUCAGGUUCAGUGUGAACACUAGAGGAAUCUUCAAAUGAACCACUAUGGCAAAGACCACAGGCUCCAGAAAGACCGAACACUCCAUUUCCCCGAUCCCCAGAGGUGGCCCAGAUUCUGUUAGGGUUGUUCUUGUGAUGCCUACUGGAGGAAAUGAGUCACACCUGGGCAAGCCAGGCAUUCUUGGCAAGCCUGGGGGGCCUGUGGGGACUGGAAUGGUAGUAUUUCUGUGGGACAGGACAGCGGUGUGGCAUGCGUCUACCCUGGCUGCACUGCCUCCUGGAGACUGCACUGCCUCCUGGAGACUGCACUGCCUCCUGGAGACUGCACUGCCUCCCUGGCUGCACCGCCUCCCGGGCUGCACUGGCUCCCUGGCUGCACCGGCUCCUGGACUGCACUGCCUCCCUGGCUGCACUGCCUCCCUGGCUGCACUGCCUCCUGGACUGCACUGCCUCCCUGGCUGCACUGGUUCCGUGGCUGCACUGGCUCUGUGGCUGCACUGGUUCCGUGGCUGCACUGGCUCUCUGGCUGCACUGGAUCCUGAACUGCACUGGAUCCUGAACUGCACUGGAUCCUGGACUGCACUGGAUCCUGGACUGCACUGGAUCCUGGGCUGCACUGCCUCCCUGGCUGCACUACCUCCUGGGCUGCACUACUUCCUGGGCUGCACUGCCUCCUGGGCUGCACUGCCUCCCACUGGACUGUUCCUGGUGCCUAUGCUGCUUUUGUUUUUUCCUGAAGUCUUGGAAGCUUCCCACAACCCUGACCAUGACGGGGAUUCUGGACCUGCAGCUCAGGAUACCGAGUGUCUACUGUGGCCCUGCACUGCAUUCCUGGUCACAGAGCCAUUGUAGGACAUGGACACGGGUGUCCUACUGUAGGCAAGACCCACGUUUCUAAUGUAAAGGCCCAGAAAAAAGAGCUAUCAGAACAAUACUGAAUGACUCUUCUGAAAUGUUACAUGCAGGUGACUAUGUAAGUCAAACUACGUUUGGGAGUGAAGGGAGUUUUGGGGACCCUGGAGAGAUGGCUCAGUGGUUAAAAGCAUGUACUGUUGUUCUUGCAAAGUUCUGAAUUUGGUCCUAGCAUCCAUAUAAGGUGGCUCACAAUCACCUGUAACGUCAGCUCCAGGGUGAUCGAUGCCUCUGGCCUGUGCUGGCACUAGCACUCACAUGUACCGGCUCCCCACAUGAUUGAAAAUAAAAGAGGCUAGGCAUU